AUGGCCGACUCAUGCGAUCCCUUAAAAUGCCGGCUGUGCUUCGAAAAGCAAUUUCAGCUGUUACCCAUGUUUCCAGCGAAUGAACCCGUCAACGAUGAUUUGCUGAGAAAAAUACAAGAAUGUGCUUCAGUGAGCAUUGUGUACGAACACGAUCAAAACUCGCUCAUCUGCAUCAAGUGCAUCGUUGAUGUGGAGCAGUUCUAUAGCUUCAAGGAACGAUGCAAGAAAAAUGAUUUGUUUCUACAGCAAAUGCGUCAUGGUUGGGAAGACAAACUCACUACGGAUGAAGAAGAGUUAGAAGAGGGCAUGUUGCCAGACACGGAGUUCUUAGAACCGUUGACCAAUUUGAUCAGCCCGCAGUUGUCUGCGACAUCUAUCGAUUCUUUUAUGGGGCAGUCGAAGCUUAUUCGAAUGGGAUAUAACUACCGUAUUGUACGGGUAAACGAAGAGACGGAUGUACUUAUCUAUCAUAAACACAGGUUUUAUCAGCAAACAAAGAGCUCAGAAAAUCUUCAGUGGGUUUGUGUAGCAAAAGGAUCCCUCGACUGUCCCGCCAAACUCACCAUCUCUUCCUCGGUACAGUUUCCAUUAGCUUUGUUUACUAAGCCAAUAGUUCACAACCACUCCGACGCAUUAGUACAGGCCAUAGGAACUACGGAUCAAUGCGAUGAAGCUUUGGUGAAAAUUCUUCCCAAGUAUACGCUUGCACAUGACAGUCACCGACGAUUGCGACUCCUGGCUGGUGGAUACCGGUAUCGACUGAAACGAGCACUAGCUGCUGGUGGAACAAGUUUAUGGGCGUGCGUUCGAUCUGAAUGUUCCGCCCAAGUGAGUCUAUCGUACGAAAACGAACAAGCACUUCUUGAAGUUGGUGAUUCGCAUUGUCACUGUGAAGAGAAAAAAUCAUCCGUCUCGCAAUUGGAAAACAGUACCUUAAUGGCCGAAGUGAGGGCACCAUUGGUAACUAGUGAGCACGGCUACAAUUUUUAUGUAUCUGCGGGUUGCAUGGAAUACCGCGGCCAUUUUUACAAACGUGAAAAUCAUACCAAUACAAUGGCCCCCAUUUGGCAUUGCACGGCUACUAAUUGCACUGCCAGCGUACGAGUGCGCCAAAAACAUGCCAAAUUAACCAAUAGUAAGCAUAACCACCCACGGACAAAGUCUCAAAGCGAUUUCACGGUACGUAUCCUACAUCAGGGAGUCAACUAUCGUCUGCUAGCUAAGCCUCAUGGAAACGUUAGAUUAUCCCAUCGAAAGCAAACGUAUACCUUUCAAAAAGCACAUGGACACGGCGUCACAGAAUGGUCCUGCAUCUGGAAGCGAUUGGGAUGUAAAGCUUCAUUAAAAAUGCUCCGCGACGAACAAAUCGUUUACCAAUCGUUAACAUCAUCAGAUAACGUCGUCCCGCACGAGCAUCGCGUUCGAAAUGCUUUGGAACAAUAUUUUCUCCCGGCAGCACUGAGUGAACCAUGCGUCGAAACAAAUGUAUGGUCCUCACCAGCCUACGAUCUAUUGUGGAACAAGAGUAGUAAACCAAUCAUUCGUCGUGAAAACGAUCGCUAUUAUGCACGAAAAGCAUUCAUCAACGGUACGGUUGAGUGGCACUGUGUUCGAGGAAUUGGCACCCAUUGCGAAGCAUCGUUUACUACUAGUAAAGCUGGAGACAUAACUGAUGAAAGCUUAGCACACGAUCAUCAGCAACCACGGAAGCGAAAAGGAAAACAAUCCAAUCUUUCAUUAGGCGCGGCUAGCAAUAGGAUUACUUCCCACGACAUUUUCACAAGCCCUGGGCCGGUAUUACUUCUUUCCGGCGGUUUCAACUAUCGCCGGAUGCAGAACGUCCAUCUGAAAGUGGAGAUCAUAGUGCAUCUCUCGCACAAGUAUUUGCCAGACAGUGUGGAACCGUCUGCCUACCGGUGUAUCAUGCGCGACGAGCCAAACAGCUGUCCCGGGAAAAUCAUACUAACUCACAACGCUCUCUGCGCCGAGCUGACGGUUGCCCACAACCAUAUACCACGGUCGGUUCCGAAAAUAGUGGAGCCGGAUCGUUCAUCUAAACUUAUCAUAGAUGGUCCCAACUACAAGCUUAUUUUCUCGAUGACGGGCCGUAAUUGUUUGUUACUCCAUGAAGGGCAUGCCUUCCGCAUGUAUAAGCUGCUUGCAUCAAGCCAAAGCUCACGGUGGCGAUGCAUCCAGGAGAAGUACGGUUGCAAGAUGUACCUAAGCGUGCCGCUAACACUCACCCAACCCGCUGUUCCGGAUGAUCAACCGCACGACCAUUCGAGGGUUCGAGACGAUACACGCACAGUGCACAUUAAAGAAGAGCUUUUGGAUCCAGAAGACGAACAAGAGGUCUGGCGCAAUAGAGGUAAAGAAAGCACGACCCAAGCAUCGCUGAGGCCGAAGCGGCAAAUCAAAACCGAGCGGGAAUCGUUAGCCAGAGCUGACAUGAAAGUCCAGCAAUUAUUCAUUAAUCCCACCUCAUCAGACGAUCAGCUUCCAUCGCAAGAUGGUGCAAUGAUGUCCUUGCACGAAUUCACAGGAGUACGUGGCACCAUGAUAAAGCGGGAGGCUCUUAGCAACACUGACACAGAUAGUAUGACCUGCUUCCUUAAUGGGCACCUGUACGUGCGUCAGUUCGAGGGUUUCGGCGAAUUAGAUACGCUUGCUUGGAUCUGUGCGUUCCACUGGACGCUGGGCUGCGUGGCGCAACUAAAAGACACCUCGAUCCACGACCAUGAGCGUUUCGCAUCCGUGCGCACGAAUGACCGCUUUAGCAUGCUGAAAACGUUGAUUACUCGCGGUUUCAUUGGCCAGCGGGGUGCGAUGAUGCUGUUACCCGAGCGCAAGAGGGUGUCCGAGUAUGAACUACUGCCCAGCAACGGAAAUCUUUCGUUAAUCAUCGACGAAAAUCGAUACUAUUUCUAUAAGGCUAAAAACAACGGCGAAUGGUUGUGGCGUUGCGUACGGCAUCGUUGGCAAGGCUGCAAGAUCGGGGUGGCCGUUUCGCAUUGUUUCGGCAAAUACUAUUUCCAACCGUACGGCAAAACCGAACACGAACAUUCCUAGGUACGGAAAUAUUAAUCGCUUUUGUAUCGAUCGCGAUACGCGUAGUAAAUUAUAUCCAAAAUGUCUUUGUAGGUUUGCAUAACUGUCUAAGCUAGCAAAACGUGUGUCGCAAAAUAAAUGAUCAAU
Molecule: messenger RNA, 3195 nt
Organism: Anopheles nili
Lineage: Eukaryota; Metazoa; Arthropoda; Insecta; Diptera; Culicidae
Exons: 3
Coding region: 1-3069 (1022 amino acids)
Cellular component (GO): nucleus
Molecular function (GO): zinc ion binding
Source: RefSeq, a predicted model, not a curated record